Messenger RNA from Monodelphis domestica (gray short-tailed opossum), 2442 nucleotides. RefSeq names its product follistatin (gene FST). Gene Ontology annotation, biological process: anatomical structure development. Gene Ontology annotation, molecular function: extracellular matrix binding; protein binding; calcium ion binding. The record is from RefSeq and is a predicted model, not a curated record. Lineage: Eukaryota; Metazoa; Chordata; Mammalia; Didelphimorphia; Didelphidae.
CACACAUACACACACGGUCGUUCACUCACUUACUCAGUCGUAUCCUGAGGAUGUUAAAUCAGAGAAACCAGCCGGGCAUGCUUUUACUCCUGAUCCUGCUGUGCCAGCUCAUGGAAGAUCGCACAGUCCUGGCUGGGAAUUGCUGGCUCCGGCAGGCAAAGAACGGUCGUUGCCAGGUCUUGUACAAAACUGAGCUCAGCAAAGAAGAGUGUUGCAGCACAGGGAGGCUUAGCACUUCGUGGACUGAAGAAGACGUGAAUGACAACACGCUUUUCAAGUGGAUGAUUUUUAACGGGGGCGCCCCGAACUGCAUCCCUUGCAAAGAAACCUGCGAGAACGUGGACUGUGGACCCGGGAAGAAAUGCAAAAUGAACAAGAAGAACAAGCCUCGGUGUGUCUGCGCGCCGGAUUGCUCCAAUAUCACCUGGAAGGGCCCAGUCUGUGGACUGGAUGGGAAAACCUAUAGAAACGAGUGCGCUCUCCUCAAAGCCAGAUGCAAAGAGCAGCCAGAGCUUGAAGUUCAGUACCAAGGCAAAUGUAAAAAGACCUGUAGGGACGUUUUAUGUCCAGGCAGCUCCACGUGUGUGGUGGAUCAAACCAAUAAUGCCUACUGUGUGACAUGUAAUCGGAUUUGUCCCGAGCCUACCUCCUCUGAACAGUAUCUCUGUGGGAAUGAUGGAAUAACUUAUUCUAGUGCCUGUCACCUGAGAAAAGCUACCUGCCUGCUGGGCAGAUCCAUUGGAUUAGCCUACGAGGGAAAAUGUAUCAAAGCAAAGUCCUGUGAAGACAUCCACUGCAGUGGUGGAAAAAAAUGUUUGUGGGACUUCAAGGUUGGUAGAGGCCGGUGUUUACUCUGUGAUGAGUUGUGUCCAGAGAGUAAGUCUGAUGAGGCUGUGUGUGCCAGCGACAAUGCCACUUAUGCUAGUGAGUGUGCCAUGAAGGAGGCUGCCUGCUCCACAGGUGUGGUCUUGGAAGUAAAGCACUCAGGAUCUUGUAACUGAAUCUGCCAGUAAAACCUGAGCCAUUGAUUCUUCAGAACUUUCUGCAGUUUUUGACUUCAUAGAUUAUGUCUUUUAAAACCAAACCAAACCAAACCAAACCCUAUUGCAUAACAGCAGAUGCCAAAGAGCAUCUCACUGCAAGUCACAUAAAAAUACACCGCUGUAUUAUGGCUGUUUCAGAGGGCUUUGAAAGCGUGCACUGAGCUGCUUCUGCGCUGUUGUUGUCCUUAUUUAAACAACAGCUCCCCUGUAUUCCCCCAUCUAGCCAUUACUGAAGACACGGAAGAGGAGGAGGAAGAUGAAGACCAGGACUACAGCUUUCCUAUAUCAUCAAUUCUAGAGUGGUAAACCCUCCAUCAGUGUUGGGAUAGCCCUUGGGCAACAAAAAUCAGUGUCCAUACUGUAAAUAAGUGUAUGCUUAUUUAUUUUGGGGGGAAAAGUACACAGAGAGGACCUUUGUCCUGCAGCCCUCUCCCAGGCAACCUUCCCACUGACUUGACAUGGGAGAGGCCGUCAGUUUGAGGUCUGCUGGAUGGGGCCCAUAGAUGAGACUUGUAGACAUUUAUUUAUACUGUGUCAUGUUUUAUAAUUUAUACAUAAAAUGUCUGGUUGACUGUACACCUUGUUUUUGAAGAAAUUUAUUCGUUAAAGGAAGAGCAGUUGUUAUUUAUUGUGAGGUCUCUUGCUUGUAAAGUAAAAAGCUUUUUUUUUUCCUUGUAAAACAUUUUAAUCCAUUCCUUACCACUCACUUACCUGUCACCUUUUGGUCCACUGCUGAAAUUCCCUUUCCACUUUAAUGAACAUGCAUGUCAGUUUCUAUCAUGUUUAUUUAUUGGAUUCUCUGCUGCCAGUUCUGUACAUACAUGAUCCCUGGGGUUUUUGUUUACAAGGAAUCUUGACUGACCAAAAGGCAUUAUGACUUGACUCAAACGUACCGUACAGCAGUCCACCUGAAAGGAAACUCCUUCCUCAUUUCCCUCUCAUUGGACCCCAAACAGUCUGGGAACACCAGUGUUACAGUGAAACCGAGAUGUUCUUCUACUUUGAAAAUUCACAGAUCCAAAGAAUUGGGGUGAGAAAGAUGCCCAAAAGGGACAUCCAUCGGGAUGUCGUGGCAGUAGAGAGGGGAUUCAUAGACACAUAAAUACUUUGAGGUGUUUCCUUUCAGCCGGACUGCUGUACCCUUUCGAUUAGUUCUUUUUUUCAAACAAUGUCAUUAAAAGGUAUAUUAAAGCUUUAUCAGUUCAAGUUUCUUGCUUUUCAUAAUACUUUUUUUCUGAUGCAAUUUUAUAUUUUCAAACAUGGCAAGUUAAAUAUAAAUUCAUUUAAAUAUAUAGUUUUGUACUUUUCUACCAUGUAAAUGUGCAAUGUAUAUAAAAAGUUAUAAUGUGUAUUUGUAAAUAAAUGAUGAGUGAAAAAUAAAAAAAAAUGUUUUAAAAAA